UUUCACCUGAGUACCUUGAGGGGACGAUUUCAUGAAGUCGAAGUCGUUCAUGACGGUGUUUGCGUCCUACAAGAGGCUUUUCCAAGAAGGUGAUAAGUACGACUCCAUAACGAUGAUUUUCGGUACUCUAGGCUCGAUGAUCAAUGGUUUAUCGCUCCCUGCCGUGUACACAAUUCAGAGUCACGUAUACAACAACUAUGGAAACCAUACCUCCAACGCCAACAAACAGGCAAUUUGGUGCGUGUACUUGGCAGCCAUCUCUCUGCUAGGAGCAUAUCUCGAAGUAAGCUGCUGGAUCUAUACUGGCCACAGGCAAGCGCGCAGGCUUCGAGUCAAGUAUGUGAAUUGCGUGCUACGCCAGGACGCCAGCUACUUUGAUUGCAAGAUCUCUACUGCAAACGUUAUAGAAAACGUUUCCGCUGAUAUUGCUCACGUCCAGGAAGCUGUCGGAGAGAAACUUGGCCACUUCAUCGAGAACAUCUCCCUUUUUGUUGGAAGCGUUAUAACGGCCUUGAUACUCGCUUGGAGGCUGGCUUUGAUCGUCUCGCCUUUUGUGCUGGUGUUGCUCUUUCCGGGUUUUCUAUACAGCGGAGCUCUCUCCAGCUACGCCAAGCAAAGGCAGGCAUCUUAUGCAACUGCGGGAAAAAUCGCCGAGCAGGCAAUUUCUUCGAUACGGGUGGUCUACUCCUUUGUUGCCGAGAGGAAAACAUUGGAGUUAUACUCCGGGGCCCUGGAAGAGAGUAUCAAAGUCGAUCGCAAGCAGGGACUGGCCAAAGGACUUACGCUGGGAUUCCAUGGACUACGAUAUGUCGUGUGGGCUUUAAUGACUUGGUAUGGAGGAAGUUUGGUAGCCAAGGGUCAAGCAAAUGGUGCUCAAAUACUCCUCGCGGGAUCUGCAUUUGUCGUGGGAAGCAUGGCAUUGGGCAGUAUACUCCAGAAUCUUAGAGAGAUCAAAGAUGGCCAGGCAGCGCUCUCCAGGAUUUUUGAAGUUCUUGAGACAAUACCAACAAUCGAUAUCGAUUCUUCGAAAGGCCGAGUUCUCGAUCGUGUUGAAGGAGAGCUAGAGUUUCAAAACGUCAUAUUCUCGUAUCCCUCACGAUCGGAACUCCCAGUUUUGGAUGACUUCAGUUUGCAUAUUGCUCCUGGAAAAACCACGGCUUUAGUUGGCAAGAGCGGGAGCGGAAAAUCCACGGUUAUCUCUUUGCUGGAACGUUUUUAUGAUCCUUCGAACGGGAAAGUUCUUCUGGAUGGAGUAAACAUCAAAAACCUGCAAUUGAAGUGGUAUCGCGAGCAAAUUGGAUUAGUGAGCCAAGAGCCUAUUCUCUUCUCGUCCACAAUCAAGGAGAACAUUUUUCUAGGAAAAGAGAACGCAACCUUGGAGGAAGUAAUUGCUGCCGCCAGGAAAUCCGACGCACACUCGUUUAUUUGCGGCUUCCCAGAAGGAUACGAGACUCAGGUUGGCAUACGAGGAGAGCAGCUCUCUGGAGGCCAGAAGCAGCGUAUAGCUCUAGCAAGAGCUCUGGUGAGAAAUCCGGCUAUUCUUCUCCUGGACGAAGCUACCAGCGCUCUCGACAACGAGUCCGAGAGGACAGUCCAAAGGGCAAUCCAGGAAGCUUGCACUGCUCGAACAGCUCUAGUGAUAGCACAUAAACUUCGAGCAAUCGAAAGUGCCGACUUGGUCGCGGUGGUGGAGGCUGGCAAGGUGGUGGAGUAUGGAAGCAAGCAGGAUUUGAAAAAUGAGGGAGCUUUUGCAGAGAUGUUCCAGCUCCAGCAGGUGGAAGGCGAUCAAUCUACAAGAAAAGGGUCGCCAGAAAAAUUUAGACGCAAGAAAACGCAGGAAGAGAACGUCGAAGAUGUCGUACAAACCAAGUUAGCGAGGAAGGAUCGGAUUGAACAAUCGGGCAAGAAGAGGAAUGACUUCAUUCGUCUCCUCCUCAUGAACCAACCGGAGUGGAAAUACUGCCUACUCGGAAUUGCAGCAGCAGUAAGUAUCGGCUUCCUUCAUCCGAUCUUUGUUGCUCUUGGGGCCGACGUCAUUUCGUCAUUUUAUUCGGAUAGCCCUGCCAAAACCAGGCACAGAGUGAGAAACGAUGCUAUGAUCUUCGCAGCACUCUCACUCGUUACUUUUGCCUCCAACACCCUCCAGCACUACAGCUUUGGAUCCAUGGGAGCAGCGCUUACUAAACGAGUCCGAGAGAAGAUGAUGGCCAAAAUCCUCGAGCUUGAUAUAAGUUGGUUCGAUCAAGAGCAGCAUUCUAGUGGAGCGUUAACUUCUCGCCUAGCGUCAAGCGCAAGCAUGGUAAGAACAGUCGUGAGUGAUAGGAUCUCCCUCUUCGUCCAAACUGCAUCAACUAUUUCCGUGAGUGUUGUGGCUAGCUUUGUAGUCUCGUGGAAACUUGCCAUCGUCAUCACUUCCAUCCAACCGGUUAUCCUCAUUUGCUUCUACUUUCGGGUAACCAGCCUCCAAGACUUCGCAAGGAAAGCUGCCAAAGUCCAGGAAGAAGUUAGUGAGCUGAUCCUUGAGGGAGUCACCCGUCAUCAAACCGUGGCAGCAUUUUCUUCCCACUCGAGAAUCGUCACCAUAUUGGAGUCUCGACUUGAGAGCCUCUCCAAGCGAGUGGUACGUCUGUCACAAGCAGCAGGGAUUAGCUCUGGAAUAGCACUCUUUGCUCUCUUCUCGUCUUACGCUCUUUGUCUUUGGUAUGGAGGACGGUUGAUCGCUCAAGGCAAGACAAGCUUCAAAGACUUCCUUCUCACAUUUUACCUUCUCAUAAGCACAGGAAGGUCGCUGGCCGAUACUCUCUGGCUAAGCCCGGAUAUCAGCCAAGGAAAGACGGUAGCGGACUUGGUCUUCGAGAUAUUGGAUGAGAAACCAACUUCAAAAAGUCUGGAACAAGGCUCGAUGAAAAAUCAAGAAAUCACAGGACACAUAGAGUUUGACAAGGUUUCUUUUGCUUACCCGUCACGGCCGGAAGUUUUCGUGCUGAAGAACUUUAGCCUCACCGUGGAAGUUGCUCAAACAGUAGCCAUUGCUGGGCGGAGUGGAUCCGGAAAGUCGACCAUCAUCAGCCUGGUGGAGAGAUUUUACGACCCUCAGCUUGGCAGCAUCGAGAUCGAUGGGAGAGAUAUUAGAAAGUUCCAGCUCGCGUCCCUGAGGCAGCAAAUCGGGCUUGUCAGUCAAGGACCAACAUUGUUUGCUGGAAGCAUUGGUGAGAACAUCGCGUACGGAAAAGAAAACGCUAGUGAGAGCGAGAUCAUGGAAGCAGCACGAACAGCUAAUGCUCAUGGAUUCAUCAGUGCAUUGCCGCAAGGAUACUGUACACCGGUAGGAGAGAUUGGAACACAGCUCUCGGGAGGGCAGAAGCAAAGAAUAGCCAUAGCUCGAGCAAUUUUGAAGAGGCCGAGGAUACUUUUGCUAGACGAGGCCACGAGUGCGUUGGAUUCCAAGUCGGAGAGCGAGGUUCAGCGUGCCCUGGAGAGGGCUAUGGUGGGAAAGACAACCAUUGUGGUGGCUCACAUGUUGUCAACGAUAAAAAACGCGGACAGGAUUGUCGUGGUUGGGGAUGGGACAGUUUUGGAGCAAGGGAGCCGGAAAGAGCUGCUCGCUAGAGGAAAGGACGGCGCAUUUUUUUCGCUGGUCCAUGCCUGUGAUUAAAAAGCAGCGAGAUAGAAAAACAAAAACUGUAUAGAGAUUUACCUCAUUCAGGAUACCGUUUACACGUUUUAACUUGCCAAGAAAACCAUAUAUUUGCU
Molecule: messenger RNA, 3753 nt
Organism: Selaginella moellendorffii
Lineage: Eukaryota; Viridiplantae; Streptophyta; Lycopodiopsida; Selaginellales; Selaginellaceae
Product: putative multidrug resistance protein
Exons: 9
Coding region: 32-3655 (1207 amino acids)
Biological process (GO): transmembrane transport
Cellular component (GO): membrane
Molecular function (GO): ABC-type transporter activity; ATP hydrolysis activity; ATP binding
Source: RefSeq, a predicted model, not a curated record